Molecule: messenger RNA, 459 nt
Organism: Macrosiphum euphorbiae (potato aphid)
Lineage: Eukaryota; Metazoa; Arthropoda; Insecta; Hemiptera; Aphididae
Source: the annotation of a GenBank genome assembly
AUGGACUCCUUACUUACUGAGUUGAGAAAAAGAAAAAUUGCAUAUGACCUGGUAAAUGAAAAUGUUUCAUUCUCCUUUAAUAUAAACAAAUUAAGCAUUAGUGAAGUUAGAGAAAAAGAUGAACGGUUAAGAAAACACUAUUCAACGGAUCUGAAUUUAUCAUUUUCAAACGAAUGCAUACACUUUCGUACCUAUUUACUUACUUUACCUAAGGAACAAUUACCUAAAUCAAUUAUAGAUAUGUGUGUCACCUUUAAAAAUGAAGGAUUUGAAGACAUAUACUCGUACGUAAAUAUUGCUCUAAGAAUGUAUCUAUGCUGUCCUGUGUCUAACUGCUCUUCAGAGCAAUCGUUUAGUGCGCUAAAACGAAUUAGAAGUUAUUUGCGGUCGAGGAUGACUGAUGAACGACUAAACAGUAUUAAACAUCGAAUCAGAUAUUACAAAAGGUUUAGACUAUGA